Messenger RNA from Camelina sativa (false flax), 884 nucleotides. RefSeq lists its product as uncharacterized. The record is from RefSeq and is a predicted model, not a curated record. NCBI's taxonomy places the organism in Eukaryota, Viridiplantae, Streptophyta, Magnoliopsida, Brassicales, Brassicaceae.
CGGGCUAUACGCCCGAGUUUUAGAACACUGAUGUUUCCUAAUUACAAUAACCUCGCAGACGCUGAGACAGGCAUUUCUGGGACCUGGAUGCUUGCCCACUCCUAGGGAAUCGCACUCCUGCUAUGAUCUCUGGUAGUUUCAAAGAAUCUCUCGCGUAUAUGGGUUACACUUGUAACAAGAUGUCAAUUGUUGCUUAUUCAUCUACGAAGCUGGAGCUGGAGAACGCAAAAGAAUUUGAAUCCGCCAAUAUCAAGCUUCUGCAAAACGCUGAUAAACGUGCAAAACAUUCUAAGAUCCUUGAGGACGUUUAUAUGUGGGGAAUUAAGCAUCGUGGUGAACUAACAAAUUUGAUGGUAAUCUCACAAAUGUCCCAACACUAUGUUAAGUACGCUACCUUUAAAGAGCUCGGAAUCAAUGUUCUCUUGGCGUUUCCCGAUGACACAAUUGGAUGUCCAUGGCCACUUGGUAUUCCAAGUUCAGUUUUUCUCUGGUCUAGCUUUUCAAAUGGAGGGAACCCUCUCGAUAUCAGCCAAAUCGGAAUCGAACAAGUUGGAAUGUCGUCACUUCUUCGUGACUGUGCGAGGGAGAAGAAUCUGUGGGAGAGGAAGAAGAAGAAGAAGCGUGGAAAGAAAGAAAAAGCUCUGAAGAACGAAAUCGGAAUCCCACAAGUUGGAACGUCCUCACCUCUUCGUGCAUGUAAGACGACGAAGCAGAAAAAGAGUGGAAAGAAAGGAAAAAAGCUCUGAAGAAGAAGAGAGCAACUACUCAAUCAGAUGAAGAAACCACUUCACCAAAACGUGGAAACGCCGAGGUGGAAAGGACAUGAUAUGUUGAUGCUGUUUUUUAUAAUUAUGUUUUACUAUAAUCUAUUUUCUAGUCAUUCC